Messenger RNA from Colletotrichum abscissum, 912 nucleotides. Its product is annotated as short-chain dehydrogenase. The record is from RefSeq and is a predicted model, not a curated record. Bases 1 to 912 code for a protein of 303 amino acids. Lineage: Eukaryota; Fungi; Ascomycota; Sordariomycetes; Glomerellales; Glomerellaceae. The transcript has 3 exons.
AUGUCGGACAAGGCGUCGGAACGGCUUCAGGCUCUGGGCAAGCAGCUCGAUGCCCCUCCUCCUGUCAAGAUUGCCGGGCCAUCUGCGGCGCCUCGUGUACCUGGCAAGGUCGUGAUUAUUACAGGCGCAAACUCUCUCAUGGGUAUCGGUCGCGCGUCAGCACAUCAAUUCGCCGAGAACGGCGCCCGCGCCAUCUACAUUUGCGAUUACGCCGACGACAACCUCGCCUCUCACAAGAAGGAGCUCAAUAAGCUGUACCCCAAGGUCGAGGUCCACACCCGCCAAUUCGACGCUGCCGAGGAGAGCGCCGUCAAGGAGGUCGUUGCCCACGCCAUGACAACGUACGGCAGACUGGAUAUCUUCUUCGCCAAUGCCGGUAUUACCGGUCCUCAUAACCUGUUUACCGAUAUCUCGUCGGAUGACUUUAUGCAGAACCUGCGGACGAAUACGUUGAGCGUCUUCCUUGCCGCCAAGCACUCCGCCCCCGCCAUGCGCAAGACCUCGGCAGACAAGCCCACCCCGGGCGGCAGCGUCAUCCUCACCGCCUCCGUAGCCGGCAUCCGCUCCAACGCCGGCACGACGCCGUACUCGGCGGCCAAAGCGGCCGUCAUCUCCGUCGCGCAGACGUGCGCGUACCAGGCGGCCGGCACGAACGUCCGCGUCAACGCCAUCUGCCCGGGCCUCAUCGAGACGGGCAUGACGUCGCAGAUGUGGGACCAGGCGCGCGCCCGCGGCACGACGGGUCGGAUCGGGCAGAUCAACCCGAUGAAGCGCGGCGGGCACGCCGACGAGAUUGCGCGGGUGGCGCUGUUCUUGGGCAGCGACGAGAGCAGCUACGUCAACGGGCAGGCGUGGGCUGUCGAUGGCGGGUUGAGCGCGGGACAUCCGUACGUAGUUGGGAAGCUUGCGUGA